CAGCUGGUCAGGUCAGCAGAGUCGCUAGAAUUCCACGAGAGCCCAGCCCGGUCAGUCGGGCAAUAUUGACGGACGGACGCCUCGGUGAAUUGUAUAUAUGCAGAAUAAGUGUAGCCGUAUCUACCACGGCUUAUUAUAUAAUAAUAAUGGUUAGCAUAUAGUUGCAGCAAAAUAUUGUCCCGAGAUGCCGUAGUAUUCAGUCUGAGCAGUCGGGCUUGCGUGCUAGCUGCAACUGAAGAAGAUGGCGAAGCAAGCUGUCCUCCUUCCCAUGGCUGCACUGGCACUGGUUCUUGGAGCACUUGCAACCAUUCCUGCAGGUGUGCGAUCCAUCGGCGUGUGCUACGGCAUGAACGGCGACGACCUGCCGUCGGCGAGCGACGUGGUGCAGCUGUACAAGGACAACGGCAUCGACUCGAUGCGCAUCUACUCCCCGGACACCGACGUGCUCCAGGCGCUGAGCGGCUCGGGCAUCGCCGUCACCGUGGGCGUCCCCAACGCGGACGUGGGCGGCCUCGCCUCGCGCCCCUCGGCCGCCGCCGCCUGGGUCCAGAGCUACGUGCUGGCCUUCCCGGCCGUCCAGUUCCGCUACAUCGCCGUCGGGAACGAGGUCGUCGCGGGGGGGCGCGUCCUGCUGCCCGCCAUGCGCAACCUCGACCGCGCGCUCUCCGCGGCCGGCCUCGCCGACGACAUCAAGGUGUCCACGGCGGUGGCGAUAGACGUGGUCGGCAGCAGCUUCCCGCCCUCCGCGGGCACCUUCGCUCCGUCUGCGGGCUACAUGGCGCGCGUCGCGCGGUACCUGCAGAGCACCGGCGCGCCGCUGCUGGCCAACCUGUACCCCUACUACUCGUACAUCAGCGACCCGGGCGCCGUCGACAUCAACUACGCGCUCCUCGCCAUGCCCGCCGGCACGGUGGUGGUGCAAGACGGCGGGUACAGCUACGACAGCCUGUUCGAUGCGAUGGUCGACUGCUUCUACUCCGCGCUGGAGAACGCCGGGGCCGGGAACGUCACCGUCGUCGUGUCGGAGAGCGGGUGGCCGUCGGCCGGGAGCGACGCGGCCAACACGACCAACUCGCAGGCCUACAGCCAGAACCUCAUCAACCACGUCGGCCAGGGCACGCCGAAGCGCCCCGGGCCCAUAGAGGCCUACAUAUUCGCCACGUUCAACGAGGACCAGAAGCUUGGAGACGACGAGACGCGGCGGCACUUCGGCUUGUUCAACAAGGACAGAUCGCUCGCGUACCCCAUCGAUUUUGUCAACCCAUAACAGCAGGAUCAUCAAUCUCGUUCUCUCUUCAAUGUUCCAAAAUUGGUGA
This is a messenger RNA of Zea mays, 1316 nucleotides long. RefSeq names its product glucan endo-1,3-beta-glucosidase, acidic isoform-like. The record is from RefSeq and is a predicted model, not a curated record. The coding region runs from base 242 to 1267 and encodes 341 amino acids. Gene Ontology annotation, biological process: carbohydrate metabolic process. The transcript has a single exon. Gene Ontology annotation, molecular function: hydrolase activity, hydrolyzing O-glycosyl compounds. Lineage: Eukaryota; Viridiplantae; Streptophyta; Magnoliopsida; Poales; Poaceae.